UUUUUUUUUUUUUUUUUUUUCCGUCUCUCAGAGCCGGAGCAGGAAAACAAGGAGUCAAGAAAGGAAAAGAAAAAGAAACUGGAAAUUCGUUGGAAAUGGCGUUUCGGAGAAGAAAUAAGAGCUAUCCUUUCUUUAGCCAGGAGUUUUUAAUUCAGAACCAUGCCGACAUUGUGUUUAGUUUGGUCAUCUUCAUUUUAAUUGGCCUGAUGUUUGAGGCAACUGCAAAAACAGCCAUUCUCUUUAUCCAGCCACAGUACAACAUCAGCACGUUGACUGCAGAUGGAGAGCUGACUCUGUACCAUUACGGGUGGAAAGACUGCGCCACCGUCCUCUUCUAUCUCUUCAUCACCAUCAUCCUCCACGCUGUGGUUCAGGAGUACAUCCUGGAUAAAGUAAACAGGCGUCUUCACCUUUCAAAGAGCAAGAACACAAAGUUUAAUGAGUCCGGACAGCUGUGUGUGUUCUACCUCGUCUCCAGUUUGUGGAGUCUAUACGUUCUCGCUACUGAGGGAUACAUUCUGCACCCGAGCAGCCUGUGGGAGAACUACCCUCACGUCCACCUGAGGUUCCAGGUGAAGUUUUUCUAUCUGACCCAGUUGGCAUAUUGGCUCCAUGCUCUGCCCGAGCUCUACUUCCAGAAAGUGCGCAAGGAAGAGAUCCCUCGUCAGCUGCAGUAUAUCUGCCUGUACCUGUCUCACAUCCUGGCUGCGUACCUGUUAAAUCUGACGCGUGUAGGGUUGGUGUUACUCUUCCUGCAGUAUGUCUCUGAGACGGGAUUCCAUCUCUCCAGACUCAUCUACUUUAUCGACGAGACCCACCAUAAAAUGUUCGAUCUGUGGUCAGUGGGGUUUGUUUUGACCCGUAUGGUGUCUCUGACCCUGAUGUUCUUGUCCGUGGGUUUCGGUUUGGCGCGAUCAGAGAACCAGACACUCGACUGGGAGGCCGGAAACUUCAACACCCUCCCUAUUAGGCUCUUGGUGCUGUUCCUGGUGUGUUCUACACAGUCAUGGCUUCUGUGGAAGUUUUUCUGUUUCCAGUUGAGACGCACUCGUGAGUUCAGACUGGAGCAGGCGAGAAAGAGAGCAGCAGCGAAACAACAAACUUCACGCACAGUCAAACGUGACACAGCUGGUCACCAUGAGAACGGUGCGCUCAAGGUGGAGAACGGAACGUCACCUCGGCUGAAGAAGCUCAAAGCCCCUUAACCCCGCCCCUUUUAUAACCCCGCCCCAUUUUUGUAAGGGACAGAAACAGGAAACGGGUCACCUACUUCCUGUUCUGAUCUACAAUGGACUGAGGGUGCUACGACAUUCCAUAGAGGACGUGCCAUCCAAAAGUGUUGGCACCCUCAAAAAAACAAACAAAAAAAACCAACAACAUGUACCCUCUUUUUUUUUUUUUUUUUUUUUCUUUUGUACAUUAUUAUCAGUAUUUGUUACUUAAGUUUCAAAUAAGCAUUAUUGCGAUUUCUCUUUCUUCUGCCGCUUUGCAUCAAUCCGCAGCUUCUUGAUCUCUAUCAUCCAAAAGCCAUGUUUUCUUUUUUGUGUUUUCUGAAUCAGUACUGUAUCAGCCGGCCCUGGGGAACGUGAUCAAACAGGCCUACGGUGGCCUGGGAAGGACAUCCAGCGUGCAGGUCACCCACCAAGUGGGAAGGGUUUUUGGGGAGGAUUUUUUUUUAUUUUUAAAGGGAGAGGAGGGGGGGUUCUUGCAUGUCGUUGCUUUUUCUCAAUUAGAAAGUUAGAAAGAUAGAAAUCCUUGCCACGUUUAGAAUGAGCAUGUGCUAAUGUUAAGCUUCACGACCACGUCAUUUAUUAUGACAACAAAAGAUGACUGAUUGUUAGUUUUAUAGCAGUGGAGUGUCCACUAGUCUUUAAAACUUUGAUGAAACCGGUCUGGUGAAGAGAAUUAUGGGAUACGUACACAAACAAGCAAUGCUUCUUCUUAAAUUUGCACGAAAUAAGAAGGGCAGCGGCUUCCUGAAUGACUUCCUUAUAAACUGUAGCCCAAGUCAGAUCUGCCUUCUGAUUGAUUCGUAAUGUUUUCUCAGGAGCACAGACUCCACCCCUCACUGCCUGAACGAUGUUUACAGAAUAAAGCAGAACUCAAACAGUACAGCACAGAACAUUUCAUCUCCAAACAACCGACUCCAAAGCCAAACAGACACUCGUAGCUGUUUUCCACCAAAGUCCUGGGUUUAAACGCCGGUUCUCAGUGAAGUAAAUAAAUGAACAACAACAAAAACAAGUGUUGGAGAACGACAAAAUUUCAUUACCAUGACAACACCUUAAGUGUCUUAAAUUAUUUUCUCUCCUGUUCUUAAAACAAGAUGUGAGCAGUGCAGGAGAAUUUAAAGAAUAGUGUUUAAGAGAGAAAAAGAGAGAAAUUAAUGUUGCAAAUUGUGGUCUGAGGAGGAGUCAACUAUUUUAUUGCUAAUUCUGGCAAAAUGUCUUUUGAGCACCUGCGCACUUAGAAUAAAGCGAUGUAAAAAAAAAAAAAAAAAAAGUAUCUGUCGUCUCAUGUGUAAUCGUUGUUUACAUCUGUAUCAGUGUCUCUGUGCUGUGUGUAGACGCUGAAGGAUUCGAUAUUGGAUGUUAAAAUUUCCCAGUUGAUUAUUUUCCUAUAACACCACCACACGGGGGGUGUGAGAGGAUUUCACAAGGUGUUCUGUCCUCACACACCCCGCGUAGUGCUGCUGUAGGAAAAUAAUCAGCGGCAGGGUGGUGUGAUGAGGCACAGUCACUGGCAUCACCCCGAUCUUGAUUAAUUUCCUAUAACAGCACAUCCCUGAGGGGUUUUUUAAAAUUAUUUAUUAAAGGACAACAUGUCAUACUAUUUAUCCUUUUAUAUUUACACUGAUUGUUGUGGAACGUCCACAAAACAAGUUAGUUCCUGUUCACUCUGGGAUUAUGGCUCACCUGCUUCUCUUUUUUUUUUUUCUCUCUCUCUCUUGAAGUUAAAAAGACAAAAAAAUGCAGCUUGUCAUGUUACUGAGAAACCACAAAGCAUAAAUCCCUUGCUGGGUCUGAAAGCUUACUGACACUGGAGACUCCUUCCAUAAGUGUUAAAUAAUCAUAAAUGUUUAUAUGUAGCGUCCGCCGUACAAGUCCCUGUGAAUGAGUUGUUACUAUGGAAACGAUAAAGUAUUAGAACAAGAGCAUGAAUAUAAACCUGCGCUACUGUCAGAACCGCUGUUAUAGAAAAUUAAUCAACAGCUUGUGACCAAUCAGAAUCCAGAGGUCAACAGCGCUGUGGUGUAAUUAGGGAAUAAUUUGGCUCUUUGAUGCGAAUGCAGGUUGGUUCGUGUCGGUGGAAAAAGGGAAAUCACUGUCUUGGUAUUUGAAGUGUUUGAGUAAGAUCUGUGGCUUUGCUCUGGGAUAUUCCUCACAGUUCUGGCUGUUUGGGAAUCUGAGCUCUGAUAUCUGAAAUCUGAAAAAUUUCCAAUCACACGACAUCCAGACGACAUCCACGUCCACUCCUCCUGUUCACACACCCUACUGUUAGGACAUUUUUAUUAUGCAGUUGUGAGAAUGGAAAAAUUGUGAAUAAUGUGUUUCUUUGGUGCAUGUGACCUGGUUUUCACAAAUCAUGAUAAAUAAAUAUGUUCUUAUUUAA
Pangasianodon hypophthalmus (striped catfish) is the source of this 3612-nucleotide messenger RNA. It is a transcript of the gene tram2, whose product is annotated as translocation associated membrane protein 2. The record is from RefSeq and is a predicted model, not a curated record. Bases 96 to 1205 code for a protein of 369 amino acids. Gene Ontology annotation, biological process: SRP-dependent cotranslational protein targeting to membrane, translocation; protein insertion into ER membrane. Gene Ontology annotation, cellular component: endoplasmic reticulum membrane. Lineage: Eukaryota; Metazoa; Chordata; Actinopteri; Siluriformes; Pangasiidae. The transcript has 11 exons.